AUGGAACUAUGGGACCAUCUUGAUGUUGACCUCCCUCUUCUGGACCUCGAGAAUAAUUCUGAGACGAGCAUUGGCCAUCCGCUCCUACAACGGCUACGAUCGUGGUAUCAGGCACGGUUACAGCACCGCGCCGGGACCUCGCCUCAGGCCACCGACGAGGAGCUCAUCCCAAUCGCGGAGAUGAUGAGCACACUUUUCUCCGAGGCGAAUAAAUCGGUGCCACUAUCGAAGAACUUGGUCUUCCUGGCGAUCCCAGACUUUGAAAAUAGCACCAGUGAUACAUUCACGCGGUCGAUUCGACAACUUGUCCACUUGGCUGGACUCGACCGCCUCAGUUUCCAAAGACAGAGCCAGCUCUCACUUUUACACAUCUAUAACCUGGACAACUGUUUUGGAAUCUGGCUGGAUCCGGUAACCGAGGUUCCGGACGAAGAGUGCGAAAAAUACAAAGGCAGACACAUACAGUCGGUACUCUCCGUCCAUCUCGAUCGAUCCUCUCUAAGUUUGCGGUCAAUGAUACGCGACGACGGCAUAUUCCCUCACGAGCCGGGCUCCGUCAAAUUCCUCUGGGCGGAUGAAGAAGAUGCCAAAGCGAACACCACGGAUUGGGACGGGGUGGAACAUGCACUCGAACGCUUCUUGCACGACCACGAUAUCAUGUUUGAUCUCCUGCUCCUCUCCGGCGCCCAUGUCAAGGCCUCCGAUUUCCAACGAAUAAUCCGAGACAGGUUCAAAGACAACGAGAAAAUCGUGGCUCAGGACUACUUGCGAGGGUCCAAGGAUCACCUGUUUGCCGCGGCGAGGGGAGCUGCGCAGCUUGCGAGGGUCCGCUUGUGUGUGGGUGAUGAUGCAUGCAUGCCCAACUCGUGGUGCCCGAUCAGCGAGCAUUGUAAGAAAUGGGCAUGGUACAUAGAUUCGGAUGACCAUGCUGUCAGGAAGACAGAACUCUAG
This is a messenger RNA of Cladophialophora carrionii CBS 160.54, 951 nucleotides long. RefSeq lists its product as uncharacterized. The record is from RefSeq and is a predicted model, not a curated record. Lineage: Eukaryota; Fungi; Ascomycota; Eurotiomycetes; Chaetothyriales; Herpotrichiellaceae. The transcript has 2 exons. Bases 1 to 951 code for a protein of 316 amino acids.